This is a messenger RNA of Chara braunii, 2227 nucleotides long. Lineage: Eukaryota; Viridiplantae; Streptophyta; Charophyceae; Charales; Characeae. The record is from the annotation of a GenBank genome assembly.
CCGUUCAGUCGGCCACCGGUUGUGGGAUCAGCCGUGCCGCCACGGUGAAGACGGAGUUUGUCCGAGAGGACAAACGCCGCCAUCGCUAGCAGUGCAAUGAGUAGGACAGCUAUGGCGACCCGCUUUGCAGCCAGCGCUGCGCUAAGAGGCGUGGGAAACCUUCGGCGUCAUCGAACUGCAGCCGACGCGGCUGUGGCUAUGGCCUCGUCUUCCUCAUGCUGUGCUUCCACGUGGCACGAUGCGGGAUGCCGUCCCUCUUCCUCGUCGCCUUGCCCUUCCUGCCCUUCAUUACCGCCCUGCCCUCCCUCCUCCUCUUCCUCCUCCUCCUCUUCCUCCCCUUCAACUAUCCGCUGGAGAAUAGCAUCACCAGGAAGAUCAACCAGCCGCGCUCAGCUGUUUCAUGGGAGGGGAGCAGGUCUUAGCACGCGGCCCGUCAGCCGUAGAUCGCGCUCAUCGUGCUGUGUGGAGCGGGCAGGAUGGAUGGACGAGCGCCGGUGCCUUGGGUGGGGUUCAAGAACGUCGGCGGGGCUCGGGGAAGCGGCGGGGCUCGGGCUCGGGGGAAGGUGCAGGAGAAGGAGCGUAGUCACCAUCUCCAGCAGCGGCGGCGGGCUGCGCUCGCGAGCGCAAGGGCAAGGGGUAGCCGCCGAAGCUUCGGUCAUAGAGACGGAUUUGAAGGGGAGGGAAGGGAGAGGAAAAGAAGGAAGGGAUAAGGGGGCGGGAGGAAAUAAGGGGGGGUCGGGAGCGGGAGGCGCUGGGGAGGCUGGCAAGAUCUGCCCUCGCGAUGAAGACUUCAGCAGAUGGUAUUUGGACGUUAUCCGCGAGGCGGAGCUCGCCGACUACGGGCCCGUUCGAGGCACGAUGGUCAUCAGACCGUACGGCUACGCCAUUUGGGAAGGUAUUCAGUCAUGGCUGGAUAAAAAGUUCAAAGAAACAGGCCAUUCAAACAUGUAUUUUCCACAGUUCAUACCGUAUUCAUUUAUUGAGAAAGAGGCAAGCCAUGUGGAGGGCUUCAGCCCAGAGCUUGCACUUGUCACUGUUGGAGGGGGAAAGGAGCUAGAAGAGAAGUUGGUGGUACGGCCGACAAGUGAGACUAUCGUGAACUACAUGUUUGCUCAAUGGGUUCAAAGCUACAGGGACCUGCCUCUCCUGAUUAACCAGUGGGCAAAUGUCACACGGUGGGAGAUGCGGACAAGACCAUUUGUCAGGACACUAGAGUUUCUGUGGCAAGAGGGUCAUACUGCGCAUACAACACUAGAGGAAGCAGAGGAAGAGGCCCUCCGAAUGAUCAGGGUUUACGAGGAGUUUGCUGUACAGCAUGCAGCAAUACCAGUGGUGGUGGGACGGAAAUCCCGCAUGGAAACAUUUGCUGGUGCCCUUUGCACAUAUACAAUUGAGGCAAUGAUGGGAGAUCGAAAGGCGCUGCAGGCCGGGACAAGUCACAACCUCGCUCAGAACUUUGCUAAGGCAUUCGGAACGCAGUUUUUGGACGAAAAUGGGGAGCGGCAAUUCGUUUGGCAGACGUCAUGGGGGAUGAGCACCAGGAUGGUUGGCGGCGUGAUCAUGACACAUGGUGAUGAUGCGGGCCUCAUGCUGCCUCCUCGUCUUGCACCUAUCCAGGUUGUGAUUGUUCCAAUCUGGAAGAAGGAUGAGGAGAAGGAGGUGGUCCUGUCGGUUGGACGGCAAGUGGAGGGAAUUCUGAAACAGGCAGGGGUUAGGGCCAUGUUGGAUGCGUCGGAACAGCGGACGCCGGGCUGGAAGUUCAAUUUUUGGGAGAUGAAGGUAUCCAGAAGAUUCCAGUCCCGACUGAGAAAAGGUACCGCAUAUCUGCAUCCAGGCCGUCGAGAUCGGGCAAAUCUGAAGCGUCAACAGUGCCUCGACACCAUCAAAGGGGAGAUUGGUCCAUGCCAGAACAUCGUCGAGGUCUCUUCUUAUGAGGAGUUGAAGGCGGUUAUUGCUGAAGGCAAGUGGGCGAAAGGACCUUGGGCUGGGAGCGAUGCUAACGAGGCAGCAGUGAAGGAAGAGACUGGUGCAACCAUUCGCUGCUUUCCGUUCGAUCAGCCGGAGAGCAAGACGGCAAUGAAAUGCCUAUUCACGAGUGCGCCUGCGAAGGAAGUCGCAAUUUUUGCCAAGAGCUACUGAACGAUGCUUUCUAUCAUCCAAUUUUGAAAACCUAUUAUUUGUAAUCUAUUUGAAAAUUGAAAAAUGGUAAUAAAAAUUUUGAAAUAUA